Messenger RNA from Anopheles nili, 843 nucleotides. RefSeq lists its product as uncharacterized. Gene Ontology annotation, molecular function: lipase activity. The transcript is spliced from 3 exons. Bases 1 to 843 code for a protein of 280 amino acids. NCBI's taxonomy places the organism in Eukaryota, Metazoa, Arthropoda, Insecta, Diptera, Culicidae. The record is from RefSeq and is a predicted model, not a curated record.
AUGCUAAAGCUAGUGUGUUGUAUUGCUUUGUUCUUCGUUCACUUCCAUCAUGCUUCCACAUUGGGAUUGUCUAACAUCAAUUUCGACACCGAUAUCACUUUCAUUAUCUACGAUUGGAAUAACAGCAACUUUACGCAACACGCUACCACCGAGACCAACUUCGAUGCCUACGGCUGUACACCUGCGGACCCGUUCGUGGUAAUGGUGCACGGUUGGUUGAACAAUUGUAGCCGGGUUCCGCACGAACGUGCGACGCUCAACAACUUCGUCAUCCACCGGAAGGGCUGCGUGCUGUGUAUGAACUACUUCGCCAUCAUCGACAACACCGACUACUUGACUGCGGUGACGCUCGUGGACGCGAUCGCUCGCACGCUCGAGAAGAAGUUGCGCCAACUGAUCGCGUUCGGGAUGAAUCCGCUCCAAGGGAUGCUGUACGGGUACAGCCUGGGAGCUCAGAUAGCGUUUCAGGCAGGGCGUAAUAUGGCCCCCCAGAAGCUGGGCAGGAUCGAUGCAUGUGAUCCGGUUGGAAUAGGGUUCGACACGAACAUCACACAUAGUUUGUUGAGUGUGAUGGACGCCGCUGUCGAGGUGCAGUGCAUCCACACGAGCAGUAAUAUUGGCACAUUGCGGCGUGUUUGCCACAAAGACUGGCUUAUGGGAUUCUGUGGAUUGCUGCAGUUUGGCUGGAAGAGUUCGCACGGCAUGUGCCCGGACUACUACAACGCGGCGUUUAUGUACGAUUUUCCGGCCACGAUCAGUCCAGUACUCUGUGCCACGACACGUGCCGCGUUAUUGUGGCCACCUGGCUUCAAGAUGGGUUACUUCAUGCCGCAAGGAAUGUAA